Populus euphratica (Euphrates poplar) is the source of this 1547-nucleotide messenger RNA. RefSeq names its product obg-like ATPase 1. The transcript is spliced from 11 exons. Lineage: Eukaryota; Viridiplantae; Streptophyta; Magnoliopsida; Malpighiales; Salicaceae. The record is from RefSeq and is a predicted model, not a curated record. Bases 84 to 1262 code for a protein of 392 amino acids. Gene Ontology annotation, cellular component: cytoplasm. Gene Ontology annotation, molecular function: ATP binding; ATP hydrolysis activity; GTP binding.
UGGUUUCGCCUUUCUGCUAUUUCACGCUAAACAUCAUCCCUCCCAAAAACCCUAAACCAAAUCCCCCACCCCCAAAAAAAAUAAUGCCACCAAAAGCAUCGAAAUCCAAAGAAGCACCGGCAGAGAGGCCGAUUCUUGGCCGAUUCUCAUCGCACCUCAAGAUCGGCAUUGUUGGAUUGCCGAAUGUGGGGAAAUCUACCCUUUUUAAUACUCUUACGAAGCUGUCAAUACCGGCUGAAAACUUCCCGUUUUGCACCAUUGAACCUAAUGAGGCUAGGGUUAAUAUUCCUGACGAGAGAUUCGAGUGGCUUUGCCAGCUGUUUAAGCCGAAAAGCGAGGUUUCAGCAUUCUUGGAGAUUCAUGAUAUAGCUGGAUUGGUUAGAGGUGCACAUCAAGGUCAAGGAUUGGGGAACAGUUUCUUAUCUCACAUUCGUGCUGUUGAUGGCAUUUUUCAUGUUUUGCGAGCAUUUGAGGAUCCUGAUAUUAUCCAUGUUGACGACAUUGUGGAUCCGGUUAGAGAUCUUGAAGUUAUUAGCGCAGAGCUACGACUGAAGGAUAUUGAGUUCAUAGAGAGGAGGAUAGAGGAUGUUGAGAAGAGCAUGAAGAGGAGCAAUGAUAAGCAGUUAAAAAUAGAGCUGGAGUUGUGUCAAAAGGUCAAGGCUUGGCUUGAGGAAGAGAAAGAUGUCCGUUUAGGAGAAUGGAAAGCUGCUGAUAUCGAGAUAUUGAAUACUUUUCAGUUGCUUACUGCCAAGCCAGUUGUCUACUUGAUUAAUAUGAAUGAAAAGGAUUACCAAAGAAAGAAGAACAAGUUUUUGCCCAAGAUACAUGCAUGGGUGCAGGAACAUGGCGGUGAAACCAUUAUUCCUUUCAGCUGUAUAUUAGAGAGAACUCUUGCUGAUAUGCUACCAGAUGAAGCGGCUAAGUAUUGCGAGGAGAACAAGUUACAAAGGUUGGUAUUGAGGAGCCAGUGGCUUGUAAAUAUCUCUCAAGUGUUUUUUUUUUUUUCAUUUGAAGAUCAGGUGAAAUGUUGGCAAAUCAGACGACAGACAAAAGCCCCCCAAGCUGCAGGGACUAUCCACACUGAUUUUGAAAGAGGAUUUAUAUGUGCUGAGGUCAUGAAAUUCGAUGAUCUGAAGGAGCUUGGUAGUGAGUCAGCUGUUAAGGCUGCUGGGAAGUAUAAGCAGGAGGGUAAGACAUACGUUGUCCAAGAUGGAGACAUAAUAUUCUUCAAGUUCAAUGUGUCUGGGGGUGGAAAGAAGUGAGAUUUUAUCCUUCAAAUCUUCCACUGCAAUGAUUGAUGUAUUUUUGGUGGCUAUGCUAGAAAUUUUGUUGGUGCUUGGAAAAAACACUUGAUUUGAGCGGUCAUUUAUGUGACUGUAAAAUCACAACCUCACAGCCCGAACCAAAUGAUUUAAGAAUUGUAAUUUAUAAUCAGGAUCAUGAGCUCUUGGAUUUAUGGUGUAUUGGCAUAUAUUUCUGUUUUGAUACAUCUAGUCGAAUAGUACCAUGGGAGGCCAUAAAAUGGGAUCAAAGAAUUCAUCGCCAUA